AUGCCUUCUGCUGGCCCAGAAGAGCUGGACACUCAUCUCAACACCUCCGCCAUGACCGACCUCAUUUCUACCCCUCAACGGCCCCGAGCAGCCACCACGUCUCUCCCCACUGUGGUUCCCCCAUCUCCCAUUAUGCGACAUUCUCUUCAAAGUUCCAGUUCUCUUCAUGGGGGAAGUCCACCGUUGGGAUCGACUGAGCAUGAUGUCACUAGUAGCGCUCAAGGACCUCUGCGACAUCCCAAGCCGUUGACUCCAUCUGACUUGCACUCGGUUCUGGAGAAAGAGCAAGAGGCGAUGGUAAAUCGCUUGACCCGAGAGCUCUCUCUUCUCCGCCAGCAGACUGCAUCCGUAGCAUCAACUACAUCUUCAACCUCAACUCUAAACGAGCCCCCAGAUGGCACCACCCAUGGCUCCCCAUCGUUGGGCAGUUCCACACACUCCCAUUCAUACCGCCGACAACGCUCUUCAUCCAGCCUGAGCUCCCAAACCCCAUCUGUCCAGGGCAGCCAAGCAAGCGUGACUGGAAUCGCACCCUCCAGAACUGAGCAUCAUCGCACGCCCCGAAGCCGUGAACCAUCGCUCACUCACCGUCGCCCAUCGAUCGGAUCACUAAAUUCAUAUACGCAACACCCACAUCCAGAUCAUGUGUCCCAUUUUGGAAACAGUCCUUCGAUCUAUCCACAUCGAACGUCGGUAUCUCAAACACACUUGGGUCUUUCCAGCAAUUCUCUAGCCCGGUAUGAAGAGGCCGCUUUACAUAAGUCGGAAUUGGAAACCACCAAACGGGAGAAUGAGCAGCUGCGACGGCGGGUACGGGAGUUGGAACAGAUAUUGAAGAAACAAAAGGAGGAAACGGCGAAUUCUUGA
This is a messenger RNA of Penicillium angulare, 867 nucleotides long. RefSeq lists its product as uncharacterized. Lineage: Eukaryota; Fungi; Ascomycota; Eurotiomycetes; Eurotiales; Aspergillaceae. The record is from RefSeq and is a predicted model, not a curated record. Bases 1 to 867 code for a protein of 288 amino acids. The transcript has 3 exons.